GAUGAGUAUAAAUACGAAAGCCAGCCGCUGAAAGAGGACCCUAGGGUUUGAGGAUCACUUGGUUCUUCUACUGUUUUGGGUGCAGGAGGAUAUCUGUAGAGGUGAAAUACCUGCUGCUUCUUUCAGAUCUAUACUUGAAUUUUGUGGAACGAUGAAGUUAAGGAGCGACUAUGUUUACGAAUAUCGUCCCACUGUAGAAGAAGAAGAAGAAAAAGAAUUGGUUGCAAUGGCUGUUGAUGCCGCUUAUGGUGUUUGGGAGUCAGUUAAACGCCCUGCAUCUUCAUAUGAUGUUGCUGCUGUUACCCCCGGUCUCAAUGUCAAUAAAGAAAAAUCUCUUGAACAAGAAACAGAAGAUGAUGCCCGCUCUACUACGAGUACCAUAGAAUCAGAUCACACGGAAGAAGAAUAUCCAAGUGAAAACGAAGACUUUGAGGACUUUUACGACGAAGAUGAGAAAAUGGAAGAGAGCAAACAAGUAGUUACUCUACCACCAAUGAAGAAAGAGAUCGAUGAAGAAGUAGAAUCAAUUGUUGAGGACUCGGAUAGUGACGACUGGGAUAGUGACGACUCGGGGUGUGGGGUCGACAGGGUACUGCCAGACAAGAAUGAUUGGGUUGCUUCAUGGAACACAGAAGAUCCCCGAAAGCAUAAAACUUGGAUUGAUGUGUAUGCUUAUUUCAGAAAGGAACAAGGCGAUGGAGGAUAUGGUGUUAUUCUACGCAGUAUGGGCGGGAAGCCAAUCGUUGCAUCAGCCAAGCACUCAGGAGAAGGAAAAUCUUUUUUUUAUCAAGUAUUGUUGGGAAUAAAGGCUGGUCUGGUACUUGCUGACACAAAUGGGAUUUCUGAUCGAUCUGUCCGGUGCAAUUCGAUUAAAGUUCCAGAUCUCGUUUUGAAUGCACGUCGCUGCCGUGAUGAUAAUUGCAAAGAGGCAAAUAAAGUUGAAAAGAUUUGCAAGUGGUGUCUGAGUUAUCUUGACUUGUAUGUGGGUUCCAAUAUGGAGGUGUUGCCUCUUGUCCAGGAUCUUAAACGCCAAAAAAUCCUACCUAUUGCAGAAUCUCCAAGGGUUUGUAAUGAAGCUGCGCAUUAUCUGGCAAAAAUGGCAAAGAAUAAGAGACUUGUGGGUGAGAUUAAACCAGAUGCUUUUCCACAAAAUCUAAAAGAUAUUCUUUGGGAAGAUGUUAGUCGUUCCUUUAGCUACUGGUGCUAAAGAAGAUACGAGAAUGUUUAUUUAUGUAGAUGAAGACCUACUGGUGCUGUAUUUUAUCAACUCUUAUAUUUUCUUGGGAUUUUAUGAUUAAUUUUCAAGUUAUUAUGAAUUUUGGCUUUGUGACUA
This is a messenger RNA of Papaver somniferum (opium poppy), 1333 nucleotides long. RefSeq lists its product as uncharacterized. NCBI's taxonomy places the organism in Eukaryota, Viridiplantae, Streptophyta, Magnoliopsida, Ranunculales, Papaveraceae. The transcript is spliced from 4 exons. Bases 152 to 1207 code for a protein of 351 amino acids. The record is from RefSeq and is a predicted model, not a curated record.